AUGUCGCUCCGGGCCAUCGGUUACCUUCUCACCCGAAGCCGGAGGGGGUUCUCGCCACGCGGGAUCCCCCGUGCGCAGGCGGAGUCCUCGCUGGGUAUCCUCACUCGGGCGGGGAGGCCAGCAGCUCACUCUUUCCACUCCAUGGGUUUCGCCGUUGGUGGUGGCUCUGUUGUUGUAGCCACGGCUUCAUUGGUUGGAUUGGCGGCCACAAUUCUGUGUUUCAAGCAAAACACUGACAAGUCAGGAGCUAGGGAGGAGGAUAAGGAGGAAGUCACGAAGAAGUUACCAGCUGCCCAGGACGCCGGCAAGGAGCCUUACCUGAGCAAGGAAGCAGCAAUCGAGGCAGGGUUCGUGGACAAAGAUGGCAAGAUCCUGUGGUCUAGCUAUCUCAAUUACGUCGAACAUGGGAAGACUCUCCCGGACGAUGAGGCAUUUGCUAAGGAGGCGAGAGACUACCAAGAAGCCAUUAAGAAGCAGGAGGUGAAGGUCGAUGAGGCGACCAUGAAGGCCAGGUUCCAUGACUUGAUGAAGGAGUAUGGCCGUUCAUACAGCACUGAGGAGGAGAAGGCUCGCCGCUACGAAGUAUUCAAGGAGGCCACCCUGUGGGCAGACAAGGUUAACGCACUAGAGCCAAGGACGAUCCCUUAUGGCCCUAACGGAUAUGCAGACUUUACUGAUGAAGAGUUCAAGCGUAUGCAUUGCCAUUGUUCUGCCAUUGACUGGGAGAGAUACAUCGAUGAACUCAACACUAUGGCUGCUCGUGGGUGGACCUACUUUCGCGAUCCAGAUGCGACGACGAAUGUCAGCGAGGCAGUGAGGAAGGUAUAUAUAUUUCCCUCACUAUCAUCGCAUGUGUUUUCUUUGGGCCUGUUUAGUUCCAAAAAAACUUUUCGUAAAAACAUCAUAUCGAAUCUUUGGACA
This is a messenger RNA of Oryza sativa Japonica Group (Japanese rice), 921 nucleotides long. RefSeq lists its product as uncharacterized. The record is from RefSeq and is a predicted model, not a curated record. NCBI's taxonomy places the organism in Eukaryota, Viridiplantae, Streptophyta, Magnoliopsida, Poales, Poaceae.